Messenger RNA from Corticium candelabrum, 977 nucleotides. RefSeq lists its product as uncharacterized. Gene Ontology annotation, biological process: signal transduction. The coding region runs from base 370 to 783 and encodes 137 amino acids. The record is from RefSeq and is a predicted model, not a curated record. The transcript is spliced from 5 exons. Gene Ontology annotation, molecular function: protein binding. Lineage: Eukaryota; Metazoa; Porifera; Homoscleromorpha; Homosclerophorida; Plakinidae.
CGCGCAUACGAUUGUGGGUCUAAUCGUCUCUCACGUCUCUUCUGGUUCUGGUGAUCGUCGUGUGAUCGUCGUAUGAUAGGAAGUUCGCAGUGUUGCUGACUUUCAGAUACUUGACAUAUAAUGGCUGAUCAACAAAUCACAAAUGUACAAAUAGCAAUGGUCGCAAGAAAUGCUUCAAUAUCAUCUCAAUGGGAGGUGCUGGCUUCUUUAUUGGAUGCGAAUCUGUUUAAUCCUGGGAUGACUCAAAAUAUUAUAACUACAAAAGGAACGCCAUUCUUGCGGACACAAUAUAUGCUCACAAAAUAGCAUGGCAAGCAUGCUGGACAAGCGAAAGUCUCGAAACUGAUCAUAGCUUUGUGUAAUUGUGAGAUGAAGGGUGAGGCUGAAGAAGUAUUUGGAGCGCCUCUAGUGGCGUCCGUCACACAGAACGCUUCCUCUGAUGGUGGACCUGACACGCCAGUUGCUGCAAGUGCAGAUGAAGGAGUAACUCUUGAUGAUUUGAAAAAAGUGGAAGACUACGGCAUAAUACGUGCCAAGUGGAAAGAGCUUGCUUCCACUCUUGAGCCUGAUAUGUUCGAUGUUGGAGCAAUUGACGUGAUCGUGCAGAAGUAUCCGAACAAUCCUUUCAUGCAGACUAAAUCCAUGCUGGAACAAUGGCUUGACAGUAAGUCUGAGGCAGCCACGCGCAGAAAUCUGAUCAAGGCUCUGGUUAGUUGCGGUUGGAAAAAAAAAGCUGAAGAAAUAUUUGGAGUGGCAUUAGUAAAGCAAGUCGUAGGGAGUUGAGGCUACUGGUGUGCAUCACUUUACAUGUUGCUCCUAGAGAAAAACAGCGGACAUCGUGAACACUAUAAUUAGUGCAUUUGCUUUCGUUUUGGCUACAAACUAUUUCUAGACGUCAUUGAGUCAGCUUCUAAAAUAAUACGAAAGUACUAAAAUUAUGAUUUUUUGUACAGUGUAUAAAAUUAACAUAAUUAAUA